UACGCCCUCCCUCGACCCAAUCCACAGGAAAGGGGGACAACACAAAGCCGACCACGCGCCACGAGCGCACGAGCACGAUUCAUCCGGUGCGUCGCGCGGCGGCUUCCAUCUCCGCGGCCGUGCUGACUCUGCCUCCAUGGCGUCCGUCUAUACCGCGCCCCUCGCGCCGCUGCCCGCCACGGCCGCCUCCUUCCCCUCCUCGUCCUCGUCCUCGCGGCAGCUGGACCCCAACCCUAGCCGAUUCCUCGCCGCGCACCGCGGCCAGCGCCUCCUCCGCGUCCGCCGCCUGGCGGGCGCCGCGCCGACCCGCCGCGCCUCCGACGCCGCCUCGGUGUUCCGGUGCGGCGCGCGCAGCUCCGGCGCGGACCCCGGCGGCGAGCCACGCCGAGGCUGGGACGCUCUCUUCCACGAUGCCCUCCAGGGCGCCGUGCGGCGGUGGAGCGAGUACGUCGGGAAUUACUGGCCCUCCGCACACCCCUCGAAGGAGGCGGGUCUCGCGAAGGGAGCGGAGAGUUCUCACGAACUGGAGGAGAGAGGGCAGGGAGUGGAGGAAGACGGUGAGGAGGUGGACGUGGUGCAGGAAGCAGGGAAGUGGAGCUGGGAGAGGUGGAAGCAGCACUUCGCCCUCAUUCAGGAGAGCGAGUGCCUUGUUGAUGAACUGCAGCUACAACUCCGCACUGCUGUGUGUAGAGAAGACUAUAGGAGUGCCCACAAACUGAAGUUAGCUAUUGCUGCUACAUCAAGAAAUGAUACUGUCGGCAGAGCAAUAUCUGAGUUACAUAGGGCCAUAGAAGAGGAGCGCUAUGUGGAUGCAGCUUAUAUUAGAGACCAAGCUGGUGCAGGACUGUUGGGAUGGUGGUCUGGGAUUUCUGGAAGUUUGUCUGAUCCAUAUGGUCUUAUAAUCCGUAUAAGCGCUGAACAUGGUCGAUACGUGGCAAAAAGUUAUGAUAUCAGGCAGCUGGCUUCAGAUGGCCAUGGUUACCCUAUAUUCGAAAUUUAUUUUGCAGAGGCAAAUGGAGGAUACAACCUGCAGGCAGUGCAUCUGAAACCAGAUGUCAGUGAUUCGGACCAGUUGCGAAACAUGUUGAGUGGAAAACUAGAUGUCAACAAUAUAAACAUAUCUAGCAGUUCCUUAGGUGCUAAACACGAGGAACACGAUGAAGGCAUAAACAUGGACGAUCAAAAUAGCGAUGAUAGUGAUGUUGCUGCUGGUCCAGCUGGUUUGAAAAACCUGUCAAAUGAUUCAACUCCAAUUCCCAGGAUCAAAAUAUUGAAGGUAGCGCCUAUGGAAAACAUCAACCAGGACUAUAUAAUUAAAAUAUUUGAUCAGAUUUCAGAGGAAGAUGAUGACAAUGAUGAAGCUGAGAUCGAAAAUGAAUCUUCACAAGAUAUUGGCGAUGAAGAUAACAAUGAAGAAGCAGGAACAAUUUCUGCAGAAGAGAAUAAUGAUGAGUCUGGUGAGGAAAGUGAUAUUGAAGCAUUGUUAUCGAUUGGAAUUGAAGUUGAUAAUGAUAAGGAUUUUGCUUCACAGUCCUCACCUAAAACGUUUGAACGCAUGCCAGCUAAAUUAGACAAGAGAGACCGCUUUUCAUUUACCUUCUAUACUGAACAAUCCAGUAAAAAGCCAGCUGCAGAAAAGGCUCAGCAGAUUCCGAGGAAGCGGGUUGGCUUCCGUACCACUGAGCAGGAUGGUGAUCUCAAGUUUGAUCGUGUAAAGUUGUCUGGGGGCAAUAGGAAACUACCGAUACUACAACUUGGUAUUAAGCAACUUAAUAACAAGGUUCAGCCAAAACUAUAUGGAGUUACCCACUUCAGCCGUAUUCAGAUGCCCAUCUCUUCAGAUCCUCUUAGUGGUCUAUAUGAGACUGCAUCUGGGUUUGACUCAGAAGUUCUUAGUUUACAACGGAAAUUUGGUCAAUGGCAGGAGGAUGAUUCAUCUGAGGAGCACUCGGAUCUUAAGUUUUAUGAGUAUGUCGAAGCUGCAAAAUUGACUGGGGACAAUCUUGUGCCAGCGGGUCAGGUUGUCUUCCGUGCAAAAGUUGGCAAACACUAUCAGCUUCCUCAUAAGGGGGUCAUCCCUAGAGAACUUGGAGUGGUUGCUAGGUAUAAGGGGCAAAGGAGGAUUGCAGAUGCUGGCUUCAAAAAUCCUCGAUGGGUUGACGGCGAGCUUUUGAUACUAGACGGAAAGUUCAUCAGAGAUGGUCCUGUGAUAGCUUUCUUCUACUGGACAUCAAAUCUCCAUCUUUUUGAAUUCUUUAGGCGGUUGAGUCUUCCUGACUAGUUUCAUUUGAAGAGACGCAGUUCAAGGACAUUCUGCAAUCACACAUGCUGACGUACAGUUGACGGAGGUGAUGUACAUACAAUUGGGCUCUCGCCGAGCAUCACAUUUUCCAUAUACGGGGAUCGUGGCGAAGAUGGCCCCACAGUAUGGUGGAUGAGAGGGUGAAGAAAUUUAUGACCAGAGAAAUAGCUCAAAUAGCCCACUGCCAACUUGAAUGGUGAGCAUUUCUCAUUCCACUUCUCUCAGCUGACCCACCCAAUUUACGAGUUGAGGCCAAAGACUUGCUGCAUUAGAAAGAGCCACCUUAUUUUGACCAGUCGAAUUGAAAUAUGUUAAAAAGAAAGUGAUGAGUGGGUUUUCAUUUUUGUCCUCCUCUUGGCAUUCUUCAUACAGGAACCCUUUUGUGAAAUAUAAGCAACAAUUGUGUGCAGAUUGUCAUGUGGUGUAACUAAGGUCACUAUUAUUGGUUCCAGAAAAGUGGAGCGGAGCAUUAAA
This is a messenger RNA of Aegilops tauschii subsp. strangulata, 2776 nucleotides long. RefSeq names its product protein EXECUTER 1, chloroplastic. Lineage: Eukaryota; Viridiplantae; Streptophyta; Magnoliopsida; Poales; Poaceae. Gene Ontology annotation, biological process: singlet oxygen-mediated programmed cell death; response to singlet oxygen. The record is from RefSeq and is a predicted model, not a curated record. Gene Ontology annotation, cellular component: thylakoid membrane.